This is a messenger RNA of Lacerta agilis (Sand lizard), 3509 nucleotides long. RefSeq names its product calcium binding protein 39 (gene CAB39). Lineage: Eukaryota; Metazoa; Chordata; Lepidosauria; Squamata; Lacertidae. Gene Ontology annotation, biological process: intracellular signal transduction. The transcript is spliced from 9 exons. Bases 313 to 1338 code for a protein of 341 amino acids. The record is from RefSeq and is a predicted model, not a curated record. Gene Ontology annotation, molecular function: protein serine/threonine kinase activator activity.
GAGAGCGAGAGCGAGCGAGAAGGGAAAGGAAAGGAAGAGCAGGGGCCGCUGCGCAGCCAGGACCGCGGGGCGGGGGAGGGGCCAGCCAGGCCGACACCGAGCGAGCCGAAGGCCGUAGGCGAACCCAUCCGGGGAGAGGAGCGCCGGCCGAGGCCCACACCGAGAGCCGACCGACGCCGCAGCACCACCACCACCACGACGCCGACGAGGUGGGGGUAGACGCCGCCUGCCUGCCUGCCUGCCAGCCAACCGGCCCGCCGCAGAGCGAAGGUGAAGGAAUUGUAGAAGAAGAGGUGUGUUUAGGUUGCAACCAUGCCAUUUCCUUUUGGCAAAUCACACAAGUCUCCUGCAGACAUAGUGAAGAAUCUGAAGGAGAGUAUGGCAGUGCUAGAAAAGCAAGAUAUUUCUGACAAGAAAGUAGAAAAGGCUACUGAAGAAGUUUCCAAAAAUCUAGUUGCCAUGAAAGAAAUCUUGUAUGGCACAAAUGAAAAGGAGCCUCAGACAGAAGCUGUGGCCCAGCUUGCUCAGGAGCUGUACAACAGUGGUCUUCUUAGCACCCUAGUAGCUGACCUACAACUCAUUGAUUUUGAGGGCAAAAAGGAUGUGGCUCAGAUAUUCAACAACAUUCUGAGGAGGCAAAUUGGUACAAGAACCCCCACAGUCGAAUACAUCUGCACUCAGCAAAAUAUACUGUUCAUGCUGUUAAAAGGUUACGAAUCCCCAGAAAUUGCUCUGAAUUGUGGAAUCAUGUUAAGAGAGUGCAUCAGACAUGAACCACUGGCAAAAAUAAUCUUGUGGUCAGAGCAGUUUUACGACUUCUUCAGAUAUGUGGAAAUGUCAACAUUUGACAUCGCUUCAGAUGCUUUUGCAACUUUCAAGGACUUACUAACAAGGCACAAGUUGCUCAGUGCAGAGUUCUUGGAACAGCAUUAUGAUAGGUUCUUCAGUGAAUACGAGAAGUUACUCCAUUCAGAAAACUAUGUGACAAAACGACAGUCGCUUAAGCUGCUUGGUGAACUACUGUUGGAUAGGCACAACUUCACAAUUAUGACAAAAUACAUCAGUAAACCUGAAAAUCUCAAACUUAUGAUGAACCUUCUACGAGACAAGAGUCGCAACAUUCAGUUUGAAGCCUUUCAUGUCUUUAAGGUGUUCGUAGCCAACCCUAACAAGACGCAGCCUAUAUUAGAUAUCCUCCUAAAGAACCAGACCAAACUUAUUGAGUUCCUCAGCAAGUUUCAGAACGACAGGACCGAGGAUGAACAAUUUAAUGAUGAGAAGACCUAUUUAGUUAAACAGAUCAGGGAUUUGAAAAGACCAGCACAGCAAGAAGCUUAAUCUCCUAUAAACCCCUAAAAUAUUAAAUCCAAAUUCAGCAUUUGCUGUUAGAUAUUCAGCAUCAGGCACUCUUAUCAAUUCAUGAGGAACAUUACUGCUAAUCUGCUGUUCAGUGAACAGUGUUUGUUUUUCUCUCUUUUUUUUUUAGUCCAAGUUGACAAACCUAGCUGCUGCUUUCUUGCACAAUGUGGACUUUCUUGGUAUUUGUGUCUGAAUUCAAGCACACUGCUUGUUUUUAGAAGUUUGGGGGGCGGGGGGAGAUUGUUGGUUCAUGAAAGCAAACAUAUAGAAGAUAGUUUGGGAUAGGAAAAGAAGGUAUUAGAGUAGUUUAAGUGAUGGGGUGCAUGCUUGCAAAUCUGAUUCAAUCCGUACGUUUGCACUUAACCUUGUAUGAGAUGCGAGCACAAUGUUAUCUGUGCAUACUUGGCACCAUAGUAUAAGAUUGUAUGCCUUGAUUUUAAAAAAUGUGCAGUGCUUUAUGUGUAAUCAAAGGGGAAAUGUGAGCUUACUGGGAUGAACAGUUGUCUUGCAAAUAAAACUGAUACUGAAACAUAGCAACUUCUAAAGAGUGAAAUCUCAGAGUUCAUAAGGAAAAUGUAUAUAUGCCUUUCACUGCUUUGUAGGUUUUUUUUUUUUGGAGAGAGAGAGUGUGUGUGAUUUUGUUGAAAAUUGAGUUGUAGACUUGGAAAUACAUUCUAAGGGUUUUUGUUAUUUUUACUUUGAAGGUAUUUCAGACAGUAGAGCUUAGCAGUGACACUUUGCAUUUCAUUUCAACAAUGCUUGUUGGUUUCUUUUGUAUAUAACUCCUAGGCUGCUCAUUUCUUUAAAAAGGAUUUAAUUUGUACAGCAGAGGAAUGUUAAUGUAUUAGUCUGUAUCUUUUACCUGAUACUGAGUUUUGCAAAAUGAAAGCUCAUCUGUAAUGAAUCCUUAGGAUCACAUGGAAAUGCUCAUUUCACAUUUCUUAAAUACGGCAGCAUUAAAAAGAAGAAGAUCCAGUUUUUCUGUAUUCACUGGUUUAAUGGGGUGCCAUCAGUUAGGGUAGACUAAAAUAUAGUUCUGGAACCCACUAACCUAUAUUCUUCAAUGUUGGCCUUAUCCAUUUAUAUUAGUGCUGUGUUCAGCCAAUUGCAAAAUUAUAAAGAUUAUGCUAAAUUAAUAUCAGUUUGUUUUUCCUUGUGGGUACAUAGAGAAUCUCUAUUCCUUUCAUAUAGUUAACAUUCGGUAAGGUAGUUGUGAUGGUAAAUAACUUAAUAAUUCCCCUUUACUUCGAAAACCAUAAUUUCAUAACUGUCCUAGUGUCAAUAUCUUGUUUGUUAAUGCUGCAAACUAUCAGUAUUUAUUUUUUAAAAAAGACUGAUGUUGCACCACUUUUUGUUACUGUGAUCAUAACAAAAAAAAUCUGCUAAAUAUAUCUCAACUAUGUUAUCAAAAUGCUAUCUAUUCAUCUUAAUAGUAGUACUGAGAUCACAACCAGCCAACCAACUUUAUGGAUUAGGAGUAUGGAAGUUCAAAUUCUGCAUGAUUGAACCUGAAUGAGAAUGCUCUAAAAUUAUUUAUUGCUUUAUAGCUUCUUUCUGGUUAAAUUAUUUCACAAAUGAUUAAACUAAUCUCCUGAUUGACAUCUUAGCUAAUUUUUACACCUUUCAUGAAGGAAGUAGGAAAGUAAAUCCAGCAAAUAGGAUUCUAGUAAUAUUGGACAUCUCAGCAUUGUCAUGCUUCCUUUAGUGGUCAUAACCUGUCCUUUGCAAAGUGAUUCAUAAUGUCUACUGAAAGAAGAAAAAGUAAUCAUUAAGCCUUUAUUAAAUCAUUUAUAUAGACAGGCAAAACUGGCCACGGGAUGAUAUUAUAGUUCAGUACUCUGUCCUUUUUAUAUUUUGGUUAAUCGUAGUUAAGAAGAGGAAAAUAUUACUUGGCAAGUUAUUCUCCAUUAUGCAUAAGGCUUCCACUUUAGGGGGGAAAUGUAGAAAUGCUAAAAAGUUAUGUAUGUGUAUAUAUAAAGAAGUUCAAAGAUGGAUUUGGAUAUUGGUUUUGCUUCUCUACUAUUUGGCAUGGGAGAAAGUGGCUCUAACUUUUUUCAAACAUUAAUCCUUGGAGUGUUGGCAUUCAAAAAAAGUUGUAUUUAAGACCAUUUGAUGUGCUAUUCAUAUUAAAAAAAACUAUUGUACUGGAA